GUAAACCUCACCUUUCGAGGUCUGCCACCAGUGGUUUUAUUCGUAGUACGAACGAGCACAGUGAACUCUCCGACGCUAUGAAUAAAACGUCCCGAACGGACGAGCCCCUUGAGGGCGACGACGGCUACAACCAGAGUCCGAACCCGCUCUCCAACGACCUGACCACCAAUGAGGACUUCAAUGGAAUCGCCAAUAGUAGGGCCUUGGGGGAUCAAGACUCCCAAUCGUUGCAGGGCACAGCGUUGGCCGCUUUACAAGACACCGGAGCACGCAACACCACGUCUAAAAAUGACUCCACGAUCACCCACCAGCUGGCUUAUGGGACAAUUGACCAUGGCCAGCCCCCCGAGGGCGUUUUGCAAGUCCCUGCAAUCGCCCAACCCCCGCUUCACUCGCCUACCUCGGCGGGUGGUGAUGGUGAUGCCGACCAUCUCACACCGUUCCAGCGACUCAAAAAGAACGUCCUCACUUUCUGCUCCUUCAUCGGGCCGGGCUUUAUGAUUUCGGUUGCCUACAUCGAUCCUGGCAAUUACUCGACAGACAUUGCUGCUGGAGCUUCGUACCGCUUUCGCCUCCUGUUCAUUGUCCUCCUCUCCAACUUGUUCGCCAUCUUUCUCCAGAGUCUGGCUAUUAAGCUUGGCACCGUCAGCGGGCUCAAUCUUGCAGAAGCCUGUCGCGCAUUUCUCCCGCGAUGGCUCAACUACAUUUUGUACGUCUUUGCGGAGGCUGCAAUCAUUGCUACGGACAUAGCUGAGGUGAUUGGUUUUGCUAUCGCAUUAAACCUGUUGAUCCCUAAGAUUCCAUUGGUCGCUGGAUGUGCCAUUUCAAUCAUCGAUGUUAUGGUAAUCCUCAUCUUCUACCAGCCAGAAGGGUCCAUGAGAGCCCUCCGAUUCUUCGAGAUUUUUAUCAUUUGCUUGGUCAUGGGUGUAGUCGUGUGCUUCUGCAUCCAAAUGUCCCUGAUCCGCGACACGACGGCGGGAGAAGUCUUCAAGGGAUAUCUGCCAUCAAAGUCCCUGGUCGAGAAGGAAGCCAUCUACCAAGCCUGCGGCAUUCUUGGCGCAACAGUUAUGCCGCACAGCUUAUACCUGGGAUCAGGUAUUGUCCAACCCCGGCUGCGGGAGUUUGACGAGCAGCGUAGCCUUUUGCCUCGUGAGCUUGCAUCGGGGUCCUCGUCCGCCGACGACGGCAUCGACAAGGGCUACUACGUGCCGUCCUUGGGCGCAAUCCAAUACUCACUCAAGGUCUCGAUUUUCGAGGUGGCAAUCUCUCUGUUCACGUUUGCGCUCUUCGUCAACUCUGCCAUCCUUAUCGUCGCCGGUGCAUCGUUGUACAACAACCCCGAAGCCCUUGACGCGGACAUCUUCGGCAUCCACGAUCUGCUCUCCGCCUCCAUUUCGCCUGCAGCUGGUACUAUUUUUGCCUUGGCCUUGUUGCUCUCGGGAGUCUCGGCGGGUAUCGUCUGCACCAUUGCGGGACAGAUGGUUAGCGAGGGCGCGUUGAAUUGGAACAUCCGCCCUUGGCUCCGCCGUCUGGUGACUCGAAGCAUCAGUAUCACCCCGAGCAUUAUCAUUGCCGGGGCAGUAGGACGCCCAGGACUCAACGCCGCGCUCAAUGGGUCACAAGUUGCCCUGAGUAUCGUCCUGCCUUUUGUUACAGCACCGCUGAUCUACUUUACCUGCCGUAACAAGUACAUGACAGCUCAGCCUGGCAGAGCGCGGUGGCUGCUGGUCGGUAAGAACGACGACAACGAAGAGGCCGAUGUGAUCAGACGCACCGACCUCCCAUUUUCGACUACGAGUGGGGGUAUUAAGAUGGCCAAUUCAUGGUACACGACGAUUUUCGCAAUUCUGGUGUGGCUAUUCAUCGCAGUUAUGAAUGUGGCUAAUCUGGCAUUUCUGGGGAAGGAUUAGUGGGACUGGCGUCGAAGGUGCUCGGUGAGGAGCAGCUACGACCUUUGCUGAUGUUUUGAUUUCAUGUUUCGUUUCGCGUUGUUGAUUUUUUUUCUCCUGGAUGUCCAAUCGUCCUGUAACAUUCCUCGGCUGCAGCUGGCUUGUUUGUUACUUGACAAGUAAUCUAUGUAGGCGGGCGGCGAUGUUGGGCUCCAG
Molecule: messenger RNA, 2105 nt
Organism: Ilyonectria robusta
Lineage: Eukaryota; Fungi; Ascomycota; Sordariomycetes; Hypocreales; Nectriaceae
Product: natural resistance-associated macrophage protein-domain-containing protein
Exons: 4
Coding region: 78-1910 (610 amino acids)
Biological process (GO): iron ion transport; intracellular manganese ion homeostasis
Cellular component (GO): membrane
Molecular function (GO): manganese ion transmembrane transporter activity; cadmium ion transmembrane transporter activity
Source: RefSeq, a predicted model, not a curated record